AUGAAAUUCAUUAUACAUGAUGAUGAAGGUUCAGAUGCCAGUUAUACUACAGAAGAAGAACUGCACGCAGACAGGGCUGCACCAGGGUCCUCACAAGAAAGGCCGCAGAUAUCUCACAGAGGACAGCAUGAGCGGACCGACGCUGCCCACGGACACUCGGGCACGGGCACCGCCAGGGAACACGGCACGGCACGCGGUCAGUCCACAGACAGCCCCCGGCGAUCGGGCUCCCGUCACGCCGAGACUUCCUCUCGCGGACAGACCAGGACCAGCGCCCAGGCAGGCCGCGGCGGCCAGCAGGAGCAGGCAGCCGACGGCUCCCGGCGCAAGGCCUCCGCCCGGGGACAGUCCCCCUCGGGCUCCAGCACAGAGCGAACCCGCGCAUCCGCCGCCUCUCCCCAGGCCAGCGACAGCGAAGCCUCCUCGGAGGAGUCCUCCCACACCGCCGGGCGCUCUGGGGCCACCUCCGGCAGCCAGCGCGCCUCCACGCGAGGCCAGGCCCCGGACGGCGCCAGGCGCUCGGGCUCCCGCCACGCCCAGACUGCCACACACACGCAGGCCGACUCUGGCCGCGCACGCUCGGGCUCCAGCACCAGGGAGGCUGAGGGGCGCCGCCGCCAGCCCUCUGCUGACGCCCCCAGACACUCAGGCCAGGCCCAGGGCCACACCUCCUCUGGGUCCCGGGCCGGCAGGCGCCGCGACUCCAGCGCCAGUCAGGACAGCGAGGCCGAGGCGCAGAACCAGCACGCAGAUGGCCAGACCCGAGGCACCCACAAGACCGCCAGGGCGACGCACGAGGGUCAACGCGAGGCAACACAAGGCCGGUCGCGCGACACCUCUGGACACUCUGGGGCUCACCUCUACCUGAUGUCCUCCCACGAGGACCAGGAAGAGGAAAAAGGACAGUCCAAGCCCAGGACCGGCGGCAGACAGGGCUCGCGCCACCAGCAGGAGGCCGACAGCACCCGGCACGCGGGGUCCAGCGGGAGACGCACUGAGUCUGCGCACGGCCACGCUGGAGCCGGCACGGGCGCCAGACAGGGCUCCCAGCACGAGCAGGCUAGAGACAGCGCCGCGCGCUCCCAGUCGGCCCGGGCCCCAUCGUCCGCGGAGACCAGGCCCAGAGGAAGCAGGGGCUCCAGCGUCAGCCAGGACAGCGACAGCGAGGGUCACUCAGAGCAGUCCGAGAGGCGCUCGGGGCGCACCUCCGAGAGCCACCGCCAGUCGGGCGACAGCGCCAGGCAGUCUGGGGCCCAUGGAGGCCAGAGAGCCCAGCGCCACCAGUCUGACGCUGCCCACGGACACUCGGGCACGGGCACCGCCAGGGAACACGGCACGGCACGCGGUCAGUCCACAGACAGCCCCCGGCGAUCGGGCUCCCGUCACGCCGAGACUUCCUCUCGCGGACAGACCAGGACCAGCGCCCAGGCAGGCCGCGGCGGCCAGCAGGAGCAGGCAGCCGACGGCUCCCGGCGCAAGGCCUCCGCCCGGGGACAGUCCCCCUCGGGCUCCAGCACAGAGCGAACCCGCGCAUCCGCCGCCUCUCCCCAGGCCAGCGACAGCGAAGCCUCCUCGGAGGAGUCCUCCCACACCGCCGGGCGCUCUGGGGCCACCUCCGGCAGCCAGCGCGCCUCCACGCGAGGCCAGGCCCCGGACGGCGCCAGGCGCUCGGGCUCCCGCCACGCCCAGACUGCCACACACACGCAGGCCGACUCUGGCCGCGCACGCUCGGGCUCCAGCACCAGGGAGGCUGAGGGGCGCCGCCGCCAGCCCUCUGCUGACGCCCCCAGACACUCAGGCCAGGCCCAGGGCCACACCUCCUCUGGGUCCCGGGCCGGCAGGCGCCGCGACUCCAGCGCCAGUCAGGACAGCGAGGCCGAGGCGCAGAACCAGCACGCAGAUGGCCAGACCCGAGGCACCCACAAGACCGCCAGGGCGACGCACGAGGGUCAACGCGAGGCAACACAAGGCCGGUCGCGCGACACCUCUGGACACUCUGGGGCUCACCUCUACCUGAUGUCCUCCCACGAGGACCAGGAAGAGGAAAAAGGACAGUCCAAGCCCAGGACCGGCGGCAGACAGGGCUCGCGCCACCAGCAGGAGGCCGACAGCACCCGGCACGCGGGGUCCAGCGGGAGACGCACUGAGUCUGCGCACGGCCACGCUGGAGCCGGCACGGGCGCCAGACAGGGCUCCCAGCACGAGCAGGCUAGAGACAGCGCCGCGCGCUCCCAGUCGGCCCGGGCCCCAUCGUCCGCGGAGACCAGGCCCAGAGGAAGCAGGGGCUCCAGCGUCAGCCAGGACAGCGACAGCGAGGGUCACUCAGAGCAGUCCGAGAGGCGCUCGGGGCGCACCUCCGAGAGCCACCGCCAGUCGGGCGACAGCGCCAGGCAGUCUGGGGCCCAUGGAGGCCAGAGAGCCCAGCGCCACCAGUCUGACGCUGCCCACGGACACUCGGGCACGGGCACCGCCAGGGAACACGGCACGGCACGCGGUCAGUCCACAGACAGCCCCCGGCGAUCGGGCUCCCGUCACGCCGAGACUUCCUCUCGCGGACAGACCAGGACCAGCGCCCAGGCAGGCCGCGGCGGCCAGCAGGAGCAGGCAGCCGACGGCUCCCGGCGCAAGGCCUCCGCCCGGGGACAGUCCCCCUCGGGCUCCAGCACAGAGCGAACCCGCGCAUCCGCCGCCUCUCCCCAGGCCAGCGACAGCGAAGCCUCCUCGGAGGAGUCCUCCCACACCGCCGGGCGCUCUGGGGCCACCUCCGGCAGCCAGCGCGCCUCCACGCGAGGCCAGGCCCCGGACGGCGCCAGGCGCUCGGGCUCCCGCCACGCCCAGACUGCCACACACACGCAGGCCGACUCUGGCCGCGCACGCUCGGGCUCCAGCACCAGGGAGGCUGAGGGGCGCCGCCGCCAGCCCUCUGCUGACGCCCCCAGACACUCAGGCCAGGCCCAGGGCCACACCUCCUCUGGGUCCCGGGCCGGCAGGCGCCGCGACUCCAGCGCCAGUCAGGACAGCGAGGCCGAGGCGCAGAACCAGCACGCAGAUGGCCAGACCCGAGGCACCCACAAGACCGCCAGGGCGACGCACGAGGGUCAACGCGAGGCAACACAAGGCCGGUCGCGCGACACCUCUGGACACUCUGGGGCUCACCUCUACCUGAUGUCCUCCCACGAGGACCAGGAAGAGGAAAAAGGACAGUCCAAGCCCAGGACCGGCGGCAGACAGGGCUCGCGCCACCAGCAGGAGGCCGACAGCACCCGGCACGCGGGGUCCAGCGGGAGACGCACUGAGUCUGCGCACGGCCACGCUGGAGCCGGCACGGGCGCCAGACAGGGCUCCCAGCACGAGCAGGCUAGAGACAGCGCCGCGCGCUCCCAGUCGGCCCGGGCCCCAUCGUCCGCGGAGACCAGGCCCAGAGGAAGCAGGGGCUCCAGCGUCAGCCAGGACAGCGACAGCGAGGGUCACUCAGAGCAGUCCGAGAGGCGCUCGGGGCGCACCUCCGAGAGCCACCGCCAGUCGGGCGACAGCGCCAGGCAGUCUGGGGCCCAUGGAGGCCAGAGAGCCCAGCGCCACCAGUCUGACGCUGCCCACGGACACUCGGGCACGGGCACCGCCAGGGAACACGGCACGGCACGCGGUCAGUCCACAGACAGCCCCCGGCGAUCGGGCUCCCGUCACGCCGAGACUUCCUCUCGCGGACAGACCAGGACCAGCGCCCAGGCAGGCCGCGGCGGCCAGCAGGAGCAGGCAGCCGACGGCUCCCGGCGCAAGGCCUCCGCCCGGGGACAGUCCCCCUCGGGCUCCAGCACAGAGCGAACCCGCGCAUCCGCCGCCUCUCCCCAGGCCAGCGACAGCGAAGCCUCCUCGGAGGAGUCCUCCCACACCGCCGGGCGCUCUGGGGCCACCUCCGGCAGCCAGCGCGCCUCCACGCGAGGCCAGGCCCCGGACGGCGCCAGGCGCUCGGGCUCCCGCCACGCCCAGACUGCCACACACACGCAGGCCGACUCUGGCCGCGCACGCUCGGGCUCCAGCACCAGGGAGGCUGAGGGGCGCCGCCGCCAGCCCUCUGCUGACGCCCCCAGACACUCAGGCCAGGCCCAGGGCCACACCUCCUCUGGGUCCCGGGCCGGCAGGCGCCGCGACUCCAGCGCCAGUCAGGACAGCGAGGCCGAGGCGCAGAACCAGCACGCAGAUGGCCAGACCCGAGGCACCCACAAGACCGCCAGGGCGACGCACGAGGGUCAACGCGAGGCAACACAAGGCCGGUCGCGCGACACCUCUGGACACUCUGGGGCUCACCUCUACCUGAUGUCCUCCCACGAGGACCAGGAAGAGGAAAAAGGACAGUCCAAGCCCAGGACCGGCGGCAGACAGGGCUCGCGCCACCAGCAGGAGGCCGACAGCACCCGGCACGCGGGGUCCAGCGGGAGACGCACUGAGUCUGCGCACGGCCACGCUGGAGCCGGCACGGGCGCCAGACAGGGCUCCCAGCACGAGCAGGCUAGAGACAGCGCCGCGCGCUCCCAGUCGGCCCGGGCCCCAUCGUCCGCGGAGACCAGGCCCAGAGGAAGCAGGGGCUCCAGCGUCAGCCAGGACAGCGACAGCGAGGGUCACUCAGAGCAGUCCGAGAGGCGCUCGGGGCGCACCUCCGAGAGCCACCGCCAGUCGGGCGACAGCGCCAGGCAGUCUGGGGCCCAUGGAGGCCAGAGAGCCCAGCGCCACCAGUCUGACGCUGCCCACGGACACUCGGGCACGGGCACCGCCAGGGAACACGGCACGGCACGCGGUCAGUCCACAGACAGCCCCCGGCGAUCGGGCUCCCGUCACGCCGAGACUUCCUCUCGCGGACAGACCAGGACCAGCGCCCAGGCAGGCCGCGGCGGCCAGCAGGAGCAGGCAGCCGACGGCUCCCGGCGCAAGGCCUCCGCCCGGGGACAGUCCCCCUCGGGCUCCAGCACAGAGCGAACCCGCGCAUCCGCCGCCUCUCCCCAGGCCAGCGACAGCGAAGCCUCCUCGGAGGAGUCCUCCCACACCGCCGGGCGCUCUGGGGCCACCUCCGGCAGCCAGCGCGCCUCCACGCGAGGCCAGGCCCCGGACGGCGCCAGGCGCUCGGGCUCCCGCCACGCCCAGACUGCCACACACACGCAGGCCGACUCUGGCCGCGCACGCUCGGGCUCCAGCACCAGGGAGGCUGAGGGGCGCCGCCGCCAGCCCUCUGCUGACGCCCCCAGACACUCAGGCCAGGCCCAGGGCCACACCUCCUCUGGGUCCCGGGCCGGCAGGCGCCGCGACUCCAGCGCCAGUCAGGACAGCGAGGCCGAGGCGCAGAACCAGCACGCAGAUGGCCAGACCCGAGGCACCCACAAGACCGCCAGGGCGACGCACGAGGGUCAACGCGAGGCAACACAAGGCCGGUCGCGCGACACCUCUGGACACUCUGGGGCUCACCUCUACCUGAUGUCCUCCCACGAGGACCAGGAAGAGGAAAAAGGACAGUCCAAGCCCAGGACCGGCGGCAGACAGGGCUCGCGCCACCAGCAGGAGGCCGACAGCACCCGGCACGCGGGGUCCAGCGGGAGACGCACUGAGUCUGCGCACGGCCACGCUGGAGCCGGCACGGGCGCCAGACAGGGCUCCCAGCACGAGCAGGCUAGAGACAGCGCCGCGCGCUCCCAGUCGGCCCGGGCCCCAUCGUCCGCGGAGACCAGGCCCAGAGGAAGCAGGGGCUCCAGCGUCAGCCAGGACAGCGACAGCGAGGGUCACUCAGAGCAGUCCGAGAGGCGCUCGGGGCGCACCUCCGAGAGCCACCGCCAGUCGGGCGACAGCGCCAGGCAGUCUGGGGCCCAUGGAGGCCAGAGAGCCCAGCGCCACCAGUCUGACGCUGCCCACGGACACUCGGGCACGGGCACCGCCAGGGAACACGGCACGGCACGCGGUCAGUCCACAGACAGCCCCCGGCGAUCGGGCUCCCGUCACGCCGAGACUUCCUCUCGCGGACAGACCAGGACCAGCGCCCAGGCAGGCCGCGGCGGCCAGCAGGAGCAGGCAGCCGACGGCUCCCGGCGCAAGGCCUCCGCCCGGGGACAGUCCCCCUCGGGCUCCAGCACAGAGCGAACCCGCGCAUCCGCCGCCUCUCCCCAGGCCAGCGACAGCGAAGCCUCCUCGGAGGAGUCCUCCCACACCGCCGGGCGCUCUGGGGCCACCUCCGGCAGCCAGCGCGCCUCCACGCGAGGCCAGGCCCCGGACGGCGCCAGGCGCUCGGGCUCCCGCCACGCCCAGACUGCCACACACACGCAGGCCGACUCUGGCCGCGCACGCUCGGGCUCCAGCACCAGGGAGGCUGAGGGGCGCCGCCGCCAGCCCUCUGCUGACGCCCCCAGACACUCAGGCCAGGCCCAGGGCCACACCUCCUCUGGGUCCCGGGCCGGCAGGCGCCGCGACUCCAGCGCCAGUCAGGACAGCGAGGCCGAGGCGCAGAACCAGCACGCAGAUGGCCAGACCCGAGGCACCCACAAGACCGCCAGGGCGACGCACGAGGGUCAACGCGAGGCAACACAAGGCCGGUCGCGCGACACCUCUGGACACUCUGGGGCUCACCUCUACCUGAUGUCCUCCCACGAGGACCAGGAAGAGGAAAAAGGACAGUCCAAGCCCAGGACCGGCGGCAGACAGGGCUCGCGCCACCAGCAGGAGGCCGACAGCACCCGGCACGCGGGGUCCAGCGGGAGACGCACUGAGUCUGCGCACGGCCACGCUGGAGCCGGCACGGGCGCCAGACAGGGCUCCCAGCACGAGCAGGCUAGAGACAGCGCCGCGCGCUCCCAGUCGGCCCGGGCCCCAUCGUCCGCGGAGACCAGGCCCAGAGGAAGCAGGGGCUCCAGCGUCAGCCAGGACAGCGACAGCGAGGGUCACUCAGAGCAGUCCGAGAGGCGCUCGGGGCGCACCUCCGAGAGCCACCGCCAGUCGGGCGACAGCGCCAGGCAGUCUGGGGCCCAUGGAGGCCAGAGAGCCCAGCGCCACCAGUCUGACGCUGCCCACGGACACUCGGGCACGGGCACCGCCAGGGAACACGGCACGGCACGCGGUCAGUCCACAGACAGCCCCCGGCGAUCGGGCUCCCGUCACGCCGAGACUUCCUCUCGCGGACAGACCAGGACCAGCGCCCAGGCAGGCCGCGGCGGCCAGCAGGAGCAGGCAGCCGACGGCUCCCGGCGCAAGGCCUCCGCCCGGGGACAGUCCCCCUCGGGCUCCAGCACAGAGCGAACCCGCGCAUCCGCCGCCUCUCCCCAGGCCAGCGACAGCGAAGCCUCCUCGGAGGAGUCCUCCCACACCGCCGGGCGCUCUGGGGCCACCUCCGGCAGCCAGCGCGCCUCCACGCGAGGCCAGGCCCCGGACGGCGCCAGGCGCUCGGGCUCCCGCCACGCCCAGACUGCCACACACACGCAGGCCGACUCUGGCCGCGCACGCUCGGGCUCCAGCACCAGGGAGGCUGAGGGGCGCCGCCGCCAGCCCUCUGCUGACGCCCCCAGACACUCAGGCCAGGCCCAGGGCCACACCUCCUCUGGGUCCCGGGCCGGCAGGCGCCGCGACUCCAGCGCCAGUCAGGACAGCGAGGCCGAGGCGCAGAACCAGCACGCAGAUGGCCAGACCCGAGGCACCCACAAGACCGCCAGGGCGACGCACGAGGGUCAACGCGAGGCAACACAAGGCCGGUCGCGCGACACCUCUGGACACUCUGGGGCUCACCUCUACCUGAUGUCCUCCCACGAGGACCAGGAAGAGGAAAAAGGACAGUCCAAGCCCAGGACCGGCGGCAGACAGGGCUCGCGCCACCAGCAGGAGGCCGACAGCACCCGGCACGCGGGGUCCAGCGGGAGACGCACUGAGUCUGCGCACGGCCACGCUGGAGCCGGCACGGGCGCCAGACAGGGCUCCCAGCACGAGCAGGCUAGAGACAGCGCCGCGCGCUCCCAGUCGGCCCGGGCCCCAUCGUCCGCGGAGACCAGGCCCAGAGGAAGCAGGGGCUCCAGCGUCAGCCAGGACAGCGACAGCGAGGGUCACUCAGAGCAGUCCGAGAGGCGCUCGGGGCGCACCUCCGAGAGCCACCGCCAGUCGGGCGACAGCGCCAGGCAGUCUGGGGCCCAUGGAGGCCAGAGAGCCCAGCGCCACCAGUCUGACGCUGCCCACGGACACUCGGGCACGGGCACCGCCAGGGAACACGGCACGGCACGCGGUCAGUCCACAGACAGCCCCCGGCGAUCGGGCUCCCGUCACGCCGAGACUUCCUCUCGCGGACAGACCAGGACCAGCGCCCAGGCAGGCCGCGGCGGCCAGCAGGAGCAGGCAGCCGACGGCUCCCGGCGCAAGGCCUCCGCCCGGGGACAGUCCCCCUCGGGCUCCAGCACAGAGCGAACCCGCGCAUCCGCCGCCUCUCCCCAGGCCAGCGACAGCGAAGCCUCCUCGGAGGAGUCCUCCCACACCGCCGGGCGCUCUGGGGCCACCUCCGGCAGCCAGCGCGCCUCCACGCGAGGCCAGGCCCCGGACGGCGCCAGGCGCUCGGGCUCCCGCCACGCCCAGACUGCCACACACACGCAGGCCGACUCUGGCCGCGCACGCUCGGGCUCCAGCACCAGGGAGGCUGAGGGGCGCCGCCGCCAGCCCUCUGCUGACGCCCCCAGACACUCAGGCCAGGCCCAGGGCCACACCUCCUCUGGGUCCCGGGCCGGCAGGCGCCGCGACUCCAGCGCCAGUCAGGACAGCGAGGCCGAGGCGCAGAACCAGCACGCAGAUGGCCAGACCCGAGGCACCCACAAGACCGCCAGGGCGACGCACGAGGGUCAACGCGAGGCAACACAAGGCCGGUCGCGCGACACCUCUGGACACUCUGGGGCUCACCUCUACCUGAUGUCCUCCCACGAGGACCAGGAAGAGGAAAAAGGACAGUCCAAGCCCAGGACCGGCGGCAGACAGGGCUCGCGCCACCAGCAGGAGGCCGACAGCACCCGGCACGCGGGGUCCAGCGGGAGACGCACUGAGUCUGCGCACGGCCACGCUGGAGCCGGCACGGGCGCCAGACAGGGCUCCCAGCACGAGCAGGCUAGAGACAGCGCCGCGCGCUCCCAGUCGGCCCGGGCCCCAUCGUCCGCGGAGACCAGGCCCAGAGGAAGCAGGGGCUCCAGCGUCAGCCAGGACAGCGACAGCGAGGGUCACUCAGAGCAGUCCGAGAGGCGCUCGGGGCGCACCUCCGAGAGCCACCGCCAGUCGGGCGACAGCGCCAGGCAGUCUGGGGCCCAUGGAGGCCAGAGAGCCCAGCGCCACCAGUCUGACGCUGCCCACGGACACUCGGGCACGGGCACCGCCAGGGAACACGGCACGGCACGCGGUCAGUCCACAGACAGCCCCCGGCGAUCGGGCUCCCGUCACGCCGAGACUUCCUCUCGCGGACAGACCAGGACCAGCGCCCAGGCAGGCCGCGGCGGCCAGCAGGAGCAGGCAGCCGACGGCUCCCGGCGCAAGGCCUCCGCCCGGGGACAGUCCCCCUCGGGCUCCAGCACAGAGCGAACCCGCGCAUCCGCCGCCUCUCCCCAGGCCAGCGACAGCGAAGCCUCCUCGGAGGAGUCCUCCCACACCGCCGGGCGCUCUGGGGCCACCUCCGGCAGCCAGCGCGCCUCCACGCGAGGCCAGGCCCCGGACGGCGCCAGGCGCUCGGGCUCCCGCCACGCCCAGACUGCCACACACACGCAGGCCGACUCUGGCCGCACACGCUCGGGCUCCAGCACCAGGGAGGCUGAGGGGCGCCGCCGCCAGCCCUCUGCUGACGCCCCCAGACACUCAGGCCAGGCUCAGGGCCACACCUCCGCUGGGUCCCGGGCAGGCAGGCGCCGCGACUCCAGCGCCAGUCAGGACAGCGAGGCCGAGGCGCAGAACCAGCACUCAGAUGGUGGCCAGUCAGGGUCAACUGAUGACCACGUUGGAUUGUUUUCUCAGAAUCAUCGUGUUAGCUAUUCUCAUAAUUCAUCUACUGAUAGUGGAAGCGUAUAUUCUCCUGAGAAUUCUAAACACCUGGAUUUCACUCAGUAUGAAGUAUACUAUUACUAUGAUUAA
Sorex araneus (European shrew) is the source of this 10110-nucleotide messenger RNA. RefSeq names its product filaggrin (gene FLG). Lineage: Eukaryota; Metazoa; Chordata; Mammalia; Eulipotyphla; Soricidae. Gene Ontology annotation, cellular component: cornified envelope; keratohyalin granule. The record is from RefSeq and is a predicted model, not a curated record. Gene Ontology annotation, molecular function: structural molecule activity. The coding region runs from base 1 to 10110 and encodes 3369 amino acids. Gene Ontology annotation, biological process: establishment of skin barrier. The transcript has a single exon.